Messenger RNA from Melanotaenia boesemani (Boeseman's rainbowfish), 3873 nucleotides. RefSeq names its product dynamin 2b (gene dnm2b). The transcript is spliced from 20 exons. The record is from RefSeq and is a predicted model, not a curated record. Gene Ontology annotation, cellular component: microtubule; cytoplasm; membrane. Bases 203 to 2758 code for a protein of 851 amino acids. Lineage: Eukaryota; Metazoa; Chordata; Actinopteri; Atheriniformes; Melanotaeniidae. Gene Ontology annotation, molecular function: GTPase activity; microtubule binding; GTP binding.
AUCAUGCAAUCACCCAUUUAAUAAGCUGACCAGAGUAUUAACCACUAGCGGAACUUUCGACUCUCUUCUCUUGUGUUUUAGUGCAAUAAAGAAAACGAGGUUGUGCCCACUUGUUCUGAGAACUUUUGAUUUGCUGGACGAGCGACUCUUUACAGCGAGGGACUAGCAGGGUAAAGCUCACAGGGCUCACCAAGGUGCCGCUAUGGGAAAUCGGGGAAUGGAAGACCUGAUUCCCCUCAUCAACAAGCUCCAGGACGCCUUCAGCUCCAUCGGCCAGAGCUGCAACUUGGACCUGCCGCAGAUUGCAGUCGUCGGUGGUCAGAGCGCAGGGAAAAGUUCCGUUCUGGAGAACUUCGUCGGGAGGGACUUUUUACCAAGAGGUUCUGGCAUUGUUACCCGUCGUCCUCUCAUCCUCCAGCUGGUCAACAGUAAAGCAGAGUAUGCAGAGUUCCUGCACUGCAAGGGACGCAAGUUUGUGGACUUUGAUGAAGUCCGUAUGGAGAUUGAAGCAGAGACGGACAGGCUCACAGGAUCCAACAAGGGCAUCUCCCCUAUCCCCAUCAACCUCCGUGUUUACUCCCCUAAUGUGCUGAACUUGACCCUGAUUGACCUGCCGGGGAUGACCAAAGUGGCUGUGGGUGACCAGCCUCCGGACAUCGAGCAUCAGAUUAGAGAUAUGCUGAUGCUGUUCAUCACCAAGGAAAGCUGCCUGAUCUUGGCCGUCACUCCAGCGAACACAGACUUGGCAAAUUCUGAUGCCCUUAAGAUUGCCAAGGAGGUGGACCCUCAGGGGCUCCGAACCAUCGGUGUGAUCACAAAGUUGGAUCUGAUGGAUGAAGGAACAGAUGCACGAGAAAUCCUGGAAAACAAACUACUGCCACUCCGCAGAGGUUAUAUUGGAGUGGUGAACCGCAGUCAAAAGGACAUUGAUGGAAAGAAAGACAUCCGUGCUGCAUUGGCUGCUGAGAGAAAGUUCUUCUUGUCUCAUCCAGCAUACAGACACAUUGCAGAACGCAUGGGUACACCACACCUGCAGAAGACUCUCAAUCAGCAACUCACCAACCACAUCCGUGACACGUUGCCAGGGUUACGCAGUAAGCUGCAAAGCCAGUUGUUGUCUCUGGAGAAGGAAGUGGAGGAGUACAAGAACUUUCGUCCCGAUGAUCCUGCACGCAAGACCAAGGCUUUGCUUCAGAUGGUGCAGCAGUUUGGUGUGGACUUUGAGAAGUGCAUAGAGGGGUCUGGAGACCAGGUGGACACCUCCAACUUGUCCGGGGGAGCAAAGAUCAACCGAAUCUUUCACGAGCGCUUUCCCUUCGAGCUGGUGAAGAUGGAAUUUGAUGAGAAGGAGCUGCGAAAAGAAAUCAGUUAUGCUAUCAAGAACAUCCAUGGAGUCAGGACAGGCCUGUUCACCCCAGACCUGGCGUUUGAAGCCAUAGUGAAAAAGCAGAUCAUAAAGCUGAAAGAGCCCUGUCUGAAAUGCAUCGACCUGGUCAUCCAGGAGCUCAUCAACACAGUCAGACAGUGCACCAAUAAGUUGGACUCUUACCCUCGACUUAGAGAAGAAACUGAGAGAAUCGUCACCACAUAUAUCAGAGAGCGAGACAGCAAGACCAAGGACCAGGUUCUGCUGUUGAUUGACAUCGAGCUCUCAUAUAUUAACACUAACCAUGAGGACUUCAUCGGAUUUGCCAAUGCCCAGCAAAGGACGGCUGCUAAUGUCACCAAGAAGAGAGUCAUGCCCAAUCAGGUCAUCCGGAGAGGCUGGCUUACCAUCAACAUCAGUAUCAUGAAGGGAGGGUCCAAGGAUUACUGGUUUGUCCUGACUGCAGAAUCUCUCUCCUGGUACAAAGAUGAGGAGGAGAAAGAAAAAAAGUACAUGCUGCCUCUUGACAACCUGAAGCUGAGAGAUGUGGAAAAGGGCUUCAUGUCCAGCAAACACGUCUUUGCCAUUUUCAAUACUGAACAGAGGAAUGUGUACAAAGACCUGCGUCAGGUCGAACUGGCCUGCGACACUCAGGAGGAUGUUGACAGCUGGAAGGCUUCCUUCCUCAGGGCUGGUGUUUACCCAGAGAAAGAUCAGUCUGAAAACGAGGAGGCAUUAAAUCCUAGUGACACGGUUUCCAUGGACCCGCAGCUGGAACGCCAGGUGGAGACCAUCCGCAACCUCGUGGACUCAUACAUCAGCAUCGUCAACAAGUCCAUCAGAGACCUCAUGCCCAAGACCAUCAUGCACCUCAUGAUCAACAGUGCAAAGGACUUCAUCCACUCUGAGUUGUUGGCCUACCUGUACUCGGCCGGGGACCAGGGCAGCUUGAUGGAGGAGUCCGCAGAGAAGGCUCAGAGGAGAGAUGAGAUGCUGAGGAUGUAUCAUGCUCUGAAAGAGGCUCUUGUCAUCAUCGGUGACAUCAGCACAUCCACCAUUUCCACUCCAAUGCCUCCACCAGUAGAUGACACCUGGAUUGCCAAAGAGCCAAGUCCUCCCCCGGCAUCCCGUCUUGCUUCAUCAACGGCACCCCCUCCCAACCGACCCCCAGCAGUGAGGGGGCCCACCCCUGGUCCUCCCCCACCUCUAAACCCCUCACCAGCAUUUGGGGCACCACCUGUGCCCUCCCGACCAGGACCUCCGUCGGCCUACGCAGGUGACGUCAACUCUGCUGCUGUACCUCUUGUUCCAUCAAGGCCAGCCCGUGUGCCACCAGCUCUGCCACCAGGAAUACCCAGGCGACAAGUCCCUUCUCGCACUGACCACUGGUGAGGAAACCUCACAUAAAAGCUUCUCACUGGCUCAGCCGACAAGACUCGACUCUGCUGCUCGAGGCCCUUGAUAUUAGCUUGAUAUUAAACAAGACAAAAUGCUGAAAUAUGUAUAGAUGACAAUAGUAACAAUGCUAACGUGUCAGAUGAAAUUGCAUGCAGAAAUAAAAUUUAUCUCUGUAAUCAGUUGUAUUACUAGGCUUAAUAUUUGUUUCUACUGAUCAAUACUGCUGAAAUGCUGGUUCUUCAUCUGGUAUGUCUGUGAGACGUAAAUGGAGAAAAGAGCAUAAUAGUUGAGUUAAAAUGCUGCAGAAAGUGUACUCCUUAGUGUUAUCUACCCUAAACCUAGUAAAGUAAUUUACACAUCUGCUUCUUGUUUCUUAUACAUAAAUCAUUCAUAACAUUAUGACCUAAUAAUUGAGGUCAUUCUCACGUUGCUAAAAGAGCCCUCAUCAGUCAGGGGUGUGGACCAAGAACAUCUAAAGCAUUACAGUUGACCCUUUGGGCCCUGUGAGUUGUGGGGUACCGUCUUUGUAGAUUGGGCUGCCUUUUACAAAUGUCAUCAGAUCCCAACAAACUGGUAUCUGGGGAUUUUGGAGGCUGGUGGAACACUUUAAAUGUUUUUUUUUUUUUUUUUUUUAACCCUUCCUAAACAGUUUUUGUUGGCUCAGUGUUAUCUGAAAGGAGCUAUUACUCUACAUGAAUCCAAGUAACCCCUCUGUAAUGAUGUAAAUACCAAUGUAAAUGUCAGCAUGCAGUUUUUUCCAGCAGAGCACCAUUUGAACAUUGGCCUAUCAGUGUAUGAGUAGAGAGCACGUAAUGUGCAAAGCAUCUGCACAAAUAAUGAGCUACAAAUUCAAAACACCAGCACAAGUCUGACAGCCACUGCAAUUUGUUUAACUUCAUUCCAUAUGAACAUCUGGUGACUACAGUUAAAAAAUGUCUAGUUAACUAUGUAAUGUUUUUUUUUAUUUGAAUUUGAAGUUAUAUACUUUUAGUUUUUUAUAUAUCAGCUAUAUCUUCAAAACUAAGGAUCAUAAGGUGUAUUCUAUGGUGUGGGGAAAAAUUCUCUUCAUUUUUCCAAGUUUCAUAAAAUUGUACCAAAUGAAAUCUUAA